Ochotona princeps (American pika) is the source of this 3946-nucleotide messenger RNA. RefSeq names its product MCF.2 cell line derived transforming sequence like (gene MCF2L). Gene Ontology annotation, cellular component: cytoplasm; extrinsic component of membrane. The transcript is spliced from 32 exons. Lineage: Eukaryota; Metazoa; Chordata; Mammalia; Lagomorpha; Ochotonidae. The record is from RefSeq and is a predicted model, not a curated record. Gene Ontology annotation, biological process: intracellular signal transduction; positive regulation of Rho protein signal transduction. Gene Ontology annotation, molecular function: guanyl-nucleotide exchange factor activity; protein binding. The coding region runs from base 289 to 3855 and encodes 1188 amino acids.
GAAGGGGACGCCCCGCGAGCCCUCGGGCCCCACCCUGCCUCUGCCUUCUCCUCUGCCCACUCUGCUGGGCUCUCACACAGGCUCUGGGCGUGAGGACCCCCGGGUCUGCACCCUGGGAAGCCGCCAUCCUUCUUGAUCUAUCUGGUGACUCGGUCAACCCCACAGCCAGCAGGGCACACACAUUAGUGCCCGGGGACCCCUGCGUGUGCAGGAAAGCGUGGAGAGCCUGCGGCUGUGGCACCGGGGACCCCCUCAGGACCUGAGCAGCCGGCGCUGCCCUCACUCCCAAUGGCCAGGAAGGGAGCAUCUCAGGGGCCCAGCCGUUGGCUCAGGUCACGGCCCAGGUCACGGUCCAGGCAGCAUCGGGUGCCAGCCAGGAGCCCACAGCCAGAUGAAAUCAUGCACCAGGACGUGGUGCCCCUGUGUGCCGCCGACAUCCACGAGCAGCUGAAGAAGCGCUUUGCUUACCUGUCAGGCGGGCGGGGCCAGGACGGGAGCCCAGUCAUCACCUUCCCUGACUACCCAGCCUUCAGCGAAAUUCCGGACCAGGAGUUCCACAAUGUCAUGACCUAUCUCACUGGCAUCCCCAGCCUGCAGGAUGCCGGCAUCGGGUUUAUCCUGGUCAUAGACCGGCGGCAGGACAAAUGGACCUCGGUGAAGGCGUCCAUCCUGCGCAUAGCGGCAUCCUUCCCAGCAAACCUGCAGCUAGUGCUGGUUCUGCGGCCCACGGGCUUCCUCCAGCGGACACUCUCUGACAUAGCCUUCAAGUUCAACCGAGAUGACUUUAAGAUGAAGGUGCCGGUCAUAAUGCUGAGCUCGGUGCCAGAACUGCAGGGCUACAUUGACAAGUCACAGCUGACCGAGGACCUCGGGGGUACCCUGGACUACUGCCACUCCCGGUGGCUGUGCCACCGCACGGCGAUCGAGAGCUUCGCCCUCAUGGUGAAGGAAACAGCUCAGAUGCUGCAAGCCUUUGGCACGGAGCUGGCCGAGACGGAGCUGCCCAACGACGUCCAGUCAACGGGCUCGGUGCUGCGCGCGCACACAGAGAAGAAAGACAAAGUGAAGGGAGACCUGCAGCUGGCGCUGAAGGAAGGACGUGGCAUCCUGGAAAGCCUCCGGGAGCCGCCGGCCGAGGCCACGGCGCGCAGCGUGAACCAGGACCAGCUGGACAACCAGGCCACCGUGCAGAGGCUCCUGGCACAGCUGAACGAGACGGAGGCUGCCUUUGAUGAGUUCUGGGCGAGGCACCAACAGAAGCUUCAGCAGUGUCUGCAGCUCCGGCACUUCGAGCAGGGCUUCCGCGAGGUCACAGCUAGCUUGGACACCAUGACCCAGAAGAUCGCAUCUUUCACGGACGUGGGCAACAGUGUGGCGCACGUGGAGCACCUGCUGAAGGACCUGGCCAGCUUUGAGGACAAGUCUCGGGCGGCCGUAGACCGUGCCCAAGCCCUGGCACUGGAGGGCGAGCGGCUCAUGGAAAACAAGCACUACGCGGUGGACUCCAUCCUCCCCAAGUGCCAGGAGCUACAUCACCUGUGCGACCACUUCGCCUCCGAGGUCUCCCGGAGGAGGGGGCAGUUGAGCAAGUCCCUAGAGCUGCACGGCCUCCUGGAAGAGACCAUGAAGUGGUGUGAUGAGGGCAUCUACCUGCUGGCCUCGCAGCCCGUGGACAAGUGCCAGUCGCAGGAUGGGGCCCAGGCGGCCCUGCAGGAGAUCGAGAAGUUCCUGGAGACAGGGGCUGGGCGCAAGCUCGGGGAGCCUGGCUUCCUGUACCAGGAAUACGCAAGCAUCCUCACCCAGGACCUGCGGGAUCACGUGCAGAGGGUCUUCCAGAAACAAGAGAGCACCCAGGAAAUGUUCCAGCGGCGGGAGGCCAGCCUCCGGAAGCUGGCAGCCAAGCAGACACGGCCUGUACAGCCGGUGGCCCCCCGACCCGAAGCACUGACAAAGGCCCCUGACACAGCCCCAGGCAUCCGACGAGGUUCUGAGAACAGCAGCUCCGACGGCAGAAUCCAGCGGCGGGGCCCCUACCGGAGGGCUAAGAGUGAAAUGAACGAGAACCGCCAGGGCCGGGGCGACUCUGCCGGGGACGAGGAGGAGAGCCUGGCUGUGCUGCGUAGGCACGUGAUGAAUGAGCUGCUGGACACGGAGCGCGCCUACGUGGACGAGCUGCUCUGUGUGCUGCAGGGCUAUGCCGCUGAGAUGGACAAUCCUCUGAUGGCACACCUCCUGUCCCCUGGCCUUGCCAACAAGAAGGGCAUCUUGUUUGGGAACAUGGAGGAAAUCUACCACUUCCACCACAGGAUCUUCCUGCGGGAGCUAGAGAACUAUGCCGACUGCCCGGAGCUGGUGGGCAGGUGCUUCCUGGAGAGGAUGGAGGAGUUCCAGGUCUACGAGAAAUACUGCCAGAACAAGCCACGCUCUGAGAGCCUGUGGCGCCAAUGCUCUGACUGCCCCUUCUUCCAGGAGUGCCAGAAGAAGCUGGACCACAAGCUGAGCCUGGACUCCUACCUGCUGAAGCCCGUGCAGAGGGUCACCAAGUACCAGCUGCUGCUGAAGGAAAUGCUGAAAUAUAGCAAGAACUGCGAGGGUGCCGAGGACCUGCAGGAGGCGCUCAGCUCCAUACUUGGCAUCCUCAAGGCCGUCAAUGACUCCAUGCACCUCAUCGCCAUCACCGGCUAUGACGGAAAUCUCAGCGAUCUGGGACGGCUGCUGAUGCAAGGCUCCUUCAGCGUGUGGACUGACCACAAGAAGGGCCACACCAAGGUCAAGGAGCUGGCCAGGUUCAAGCCCAUGCAGCGCCACCUGUUCUUGCAUGAGAAGGCGGUGCUGUUCUGUAAGAAGCGGGAGGAGAACGGCGAGGGCUACGAGAAGGCCCCCUCCUACAGCUACAAGCAGUCCCUUAAUAUGACCGCCGUGGGCAUCACUGAGAAUGUUAAGGGUGACAACAAGAAGUUCGAGAUCUGGUACAACGCGCGGGAGGAGGUGUACAUCGUGCAGGCACCGACCCCUGAGAUCAAGGUGGCUUGGGUGAACGAAAUUCGGAAGGUGCUGACGAGCCAGCUGCAGGCGUGCAGAGAAGCCAGCCAGCACCGGGCCCUGGAGCAGUCCCACAGCCUGCCCCUGCCAGCGCCCGCCAGCACGAGUCCCUCGCGGAGCAGCACAAGGGGCAUCAGGAGGCCAGAGGAGCGGAAAGCUGACCCCCUGGGCCUGGAGGGCUACGUGGGCUCGUCGUUAUUGCCCAAGCCCCCCGAGAGGGGCCCAGAGGACACGGUGCCCAGCUCCGCCUCCGAGAGCUCCAUGCUGUCGGGAAAGCACUGCGCCCUGCCGGGCUGUGCCGGACUCCAGGGCCCGAGAGCUUCUCCUUCCAGUCCUGACAAAAAAGCUAAGAGACACGAAGUCAGGAGCGACCCAACUCCCUUUGGUCUGCGAGGCUGGAGCACAGCGCCACGCUCACUGGAGGCCCCGGAGGACGACGGCAGCUGGUCCAGCGCGGAGGAACUCGGCAACUCGUCCGACGUGGAAGACGAAGGAGGCGCUGGGAAGCUGGUCCCAGGGAAGUACACGGCCACUGCGGACCUCGAGAAGACCGGCCCCGCCGCGCUGGCCGUGAGGAGCGGGGACGUGCUGGAGGUGGUGGAGGAGGGGGCCGAGGGCCUCUGGUACGUGCGGGACCUGAGCAGCGGCGCCGACGGCUGGGUCCCCGCGGGCAGCCUGCGCGCUCUGCUGGGCCGGCCGGCCUCGGCCCGCGCUCCGAGCAGCUCAGAGUCUAGCCCGGGCUCGGCCGCCUUGAGCAACUCGUCCAGCUGCAGCGAGGGCGGCCCCACAGCCUUCUCGGACCUGCAGGGCUAGCGGCGACGGCAAUGCCCUGAGGACCCCACGCGCAUGACCCGCGGCCUCGGGAGGUCCGCGCGGGAGACGCAGCACCCCACGGAGGCACGUC